CCAAGAGCCACUACUCCAUCAUCUGCAGCCAGAAUGUCCGGCAUGACCCCCCGCAAUCGGCUUGCAAUGUCUCAAGCACAAAGCGAUGCAUAUGUUUUUCCGCAUUGGGCAGGUCUCAUUGUGCCUGAUGCGGUCGAUAAUGCGGUACCUACUUAAGACUUCGUCUCUCAUUGCUAGAUUGCUAGACUCGCAUGUCCUCUUGUUGUGUGCUAUCGACCUAGCAGUGUCGCGAAGCCUCAUCACCUACCGCCAUAUUUUCCUGUUCCAUCAUGCCUAUCUUCGACUCUUUCAAAUACUUCUGGGAUGGCGACUGGCUUGAUGCGAUCCCUCAAAAGCUCGGAUGUGCGGCUAAGCCAACGAUUAUUGAAAGGGAGCCUUUUGCAAUACCGCAACGUGCAGAGCGAGCGCAUGGCAUCCACAAAGUCCCACGGCGCGUCCGCAGACAUACGACGGCUGUCAGCACUGAUGAACCAGCAGCCAGGAAAACUUCUGGCAAGCGUUCACCCUCGUUGGCUGGCUCUGGAGCAUCUCUACCACGUGAAAAGGUCCCAACCUCAAAAGGAAAGCCUGUUAAGCUAGGGACUCUGCGAAAGAAGGACGGCAGCGCUGUUAUGACUGGCAAGACCGUCAAUCCCGACGGUGUUGUGGCAGGUCGAAUCUUGAAACACUUCCUCCGUACUCACAGAUCAUGUCGUUCCCAGGGCUUCCGGAGUCGGGGUCAAUCGUGCUGGAAAAACGCGGCUCUGCAAGGCCUACUACAUGUUCCAAUAGUGUAUCAUUUCCUUGGCAAUAUCCACCGCGACUGUGACCAAAGUAUCAGGCGCUGCGUGACUUGCGCUCUGCAAGACUUGUUUCAGCGAUACUGGAGGCUCGGAGGCGGCAAGGGAGAGACCAAGGUGAUCAGCCAUGCUGACCUAGAUGCUGCCAUACUCAAGAACAUUCCCAAGACACCUAUCAACGACAAAGGGGACUUGCACGAUUUGGUCGGUUGGCACAAUGAUGUACAGGAUGACGCCUGGUUAUACAUCGAUAAGCUGCUCGAUCUCGUCCUUGGUGCAGGUGACGAACGUGAUGUCGCGUGUCUGAAGCAAGUAUUCGAAAUGAAGCGCAAAUCUACUUGGACAUGUGUGGACUGCGGCGAAGCUCAUGAUUCUUCCAGCGAUAGCGAAGAUGAGUGCGGCUUCAGCUUGACAGUACCACUGAACAUGCCUCGGGGCGAUCGAGAGUGGAUGACGUUCAUGGAUCGGUUGCACGAAAAUGUAUUCACCGACGAGGGUGUGCAAGCGAGAUGCAUGAGUGAUGCCUGUAAAGCUGCCAGGAAGGCUGUGAUUAUGUCUGGAAAGAACGAAGAAGAGUUGCCCCUGCAGACGAAGCAUUACACGAUCACCCAAGCACCCGAGGUCUUGAUCGUGUUGCAGAAGAGAUUCGCCAUGUCCGAGGGCGACGAUGGGCUGCCCAAGCUUAAAAAUGGUAGAGCGAUUGUAGAAAAACUCAAGGAGGAGACGUGGUACGAAGAGUAUCUGAACCUCGGACGCUACACCGAAGACGAGAAAGACCUCCUCUACCGCCUGGAUGCCGUCGUAGCACAUCGCGGGGACCGCGUCAGCAGUGGCCAUUACAUUGCGACGGUCAGAGAAGCGAAUGGUGUGGAUUUUGCCAUUAUCAAUGAUUCUGUCGUCCAGGGGGAACAAAACAGUAAUGUGGUGAAAUACCCGCAAUCGAAUGGGGAUCAAUUUGAGCCGUAUGUCAUGUUCUAUAGUAAAAUGUAG
Messenger RNA from Sphaerulina musiva SO2202, 1769 nucleotides. RefSeq names its product cysteine proteinase. Gene Ontology annotation, cellular component: cytosol; nucleus. The transcript has a single exon. The record is from RefSeq and is a predicted model, not a curated record. Gene Ontology annotation, molecular function: cysteine-type endopeptidase activity; cysteine-type deubiquitinase activity. Lineage: Eukaryota; Fungi; Ascomycota; Dothideomycetes; Mycosphaerellales; Mycosphaerellaceae. The coding region runs from base 270 to 1769 and encodes 499 amino acids.